UGGCAAUAUGAAAAUUAUCGGCCCUAGGACACACAUUCGUAUACUACCCUAGGUAGGUUACAUAAAUGUACUCGUCUUCUGCGCAUAACGCAUCCUUACCUCAUAAACUUAUAACGCGAACUCCUCAAGCUAAUUUAUUUUCUUCUUGUGCCUUGUGAUCUUACCCUGGGCUGAUCAGGUUAGAUCUUUUUCCUACCUCGGGUUAUCUAACCCCUUUUCUUCAUUCAUAAGUUCCAGUUGUGCGCCUCUGUCCCACCAGGUACUUUUAUAAUUCGCUGCGCGAUAAAAUCAUACUUCGACGCCUAUCAUAUUUAUCAACCUACCCGAGUGGCUUCGCACAACGGUAUUCUACAAUGGCAGGCUACGAUUAUUACAAAACGCCUCUGGAUUCCCGCUACUCCAGCGAGGAGAUGAAGAAGUUGUUUAGCCAAAGGAGCAGACACAGCACUUGGCGCCAGCUUUGGCUAUGGCUUGCCGAAGCCGAGAAGGAACUCGGCCUCGAGUCUAUCACGGACGAAGCGCUCGAACAGAUGCGAUCCCACCUUACCGUGACAGAUGAUGACUUCAACAUCGCUAUAGAAGAGGAACGCCGUCGCCGACACGAUGUUAUGGGCCACGUUCAUGCAUAUGGUAUUGUGGCGCCUGCCGCAGCCGGUAUUAUCCACGCUGGGGCUACUUCAUGUUAUGUUACCGAUAACACUGAAUUAAUCCUCAUGCGCGAUGCGAUAGAUCUUAUUCUGCCUAAGCUUGCCAAGGUCAUUAGCAACUUAUCCAGCUUUGCACAGAAGUGGCGAGAGGAGCCAACUCUAGGCUACACGCAUUAUCAGCCCGCCCAAAUGAUUACGGUUGGCAAGCGAGCUGCGGAAUGGACUCAAGAACUAGUCAUGGAUCUUGAAGACAUCGAGCAUGUCCGCCAAGAACUUCGAUUUCGGGGAGGUCAAGGGACAACGGGCACCCAAGCGUCAUUCCUUGAGCUCUUUAACGGCGACGAAGCUAAAGUUGAUCGACUAAAUGCUCUUCUCUGCGAGAAAGCUGGAUUCCCCAGCUGCUACUCUAUAUCUACACAGACAUAUACAAGAAAGGUCGAUCUUCGCAUCUCUAAUGCUAUCGCGGGCCUGGGUGCUACUGCACAACGUAUCACAUCUGACAUCCGUCAUCUUGCGAAUCUAAAGGAAUUGGAGGAACCAUUCGAGAAAGACCAGAUCGGAAGCUCUGCCAUGGCAUACAAGAGAAACCCUAUGCGUUCCGAGCGUAUCUGCUCGCUUGGCCGUAAACUUGCGAGCCUUCCAGUCAACUUCUCCAAUACAUUUUCAGCACAGUGGCUCGAAAGAUCCCUAGAUGAUAGCGCUAUUCGUCGCAUAGACAUCCCCGAAAUGUUCCUAUUAGCUGAUGCUAUACUAAUCGGCCUUGAUAACGUGACCAAUGGCUUGGUUGUUUACCCGAAGCGAAUAGAUGCGCGGAAUAAGCAGGAGCUUCCCUUCAUGAUUACUGAAGCUAUUUUGAUGAAGAUAGUUUCUAAAGGAGGUUCCCGACAAGAAGCGCACGAGAAAGUCAGAGUUCUUUCCCACGAAGCUAGCCAUGUCGUCAAGCAUGAGGGUGGCAACAAUGACCUUAUCGAGCGUAUUAAGAAAGACGAGUACUUCAAAGAUAUCUGGGACGAUAUCGACGCAAUGCUGGACCCCAAGCUUUACAUUGGUCGAAGCACCACAAUAGUUGAUAGGUAUUGUGGCAAAGGUGGAGAAAUCGAGAAGAAGCUGGAGCCGUACCGGGAAUUCAUUGCAAAGGCUGAGACUGCGCAACUCAACCUCUAACCGCUGUAUCAUAAUCUCCGACGUGGCGUCUCUUCUGGGGUUAUCUGCGCUUCCCUAGACCGCUUGUCGUCUUUCUUUUCGCUUCUCCUUUUUAAAUAGUCGUAGUUUCUUCGAUACAUGAGGCAAGGAGUUUGCAGGUAUGACGCUGUAUUUGUAAAAAUAAAGAUUUUAAUUGGCGUUGCUGUCACAAAAUGUAACUAUUGGAAGCUGACGUCUGCAUACAAGCGAGACGGGAUACAACUUCUUAAAUGGGUACAGCUUUGCAGCAUCCCUCAAUGAUAAAUCAAUAAUUGGACGCCAUGCUGCUGUAUUGCAACUUCCGGGAGGGGAAGUGCAAAUCAAGUUCCAGCACGGGGCGGCAUACCAGCAUGUUUUUGGAAAUUCGUA
This is a messenger RNA of Daldinia loculata, 2198 nucleotides long. Its product is annotated as adenylosuccinate lyase. The record is from RefSeq and is a predicted model, not a curated record. Lineage: Eukaryota; Fungi; Ascomycota; Sordariomycetes; Xylariales; Hypoxylaceae. Gene Ontology annotation, cellular component: cytosol. The transcript has 18 exons. Gene Ontology annotation, biological process: 'de novo' AMP biosynthetic process. The coding region runs from base 354 to 1811 and encodes 485 amino acids. Gene Ontology annotation, molecular function: N6-(1,2-dicarboxyethyl)AMP AMP-lyase (fumarate-forming) activity; (S)-2-(5-amino-1-(5-phospho-D-ribosyl)imidazole-4-carboxamido) succinate lyase (fumarate-forming) activity.